UGUUUUAGUUUUCCUAAUAGUGUUAGUAUGUGUUUCUUAUCCUCUUUUUUAAAAACUUAGUUGAUUGUCCAUUAGAUCUUAAUUAAGUUUUUGAUAAAUGAUUGUCCGUGUGUACCAUUCUUACUCUUUUUGCAUUUUAGGUCGAAUUGAAUGGGAACGAAAUGAUCCAGAAAUUAUAUCAGAUGCCCUGUUUGCGUUGGCGAACAUCAUUAGUUUUUCUAGACUGGUGUAUAUUUUACCGACUUUCGAGUCUGUCGGUCCACUUCUAGUUGUUUUGGGCAAGAUGAUCACAGAUGUCUUUCGCUUUGCUGCCUUGCUGCUGAUUGUGUUCAUAGCCUUCACGGUUGGACUGCACAAUCACUACCAUUUCUAUGAGGGUCAAACACUCCCUGAUGGGUCGGAGACUAAUUCUGCAUUCCACGGGUUUUUCAACACAUUUCGCACACUGAUGUGGUCCAUCUUUGGCUUGGGGGACCCCAGUUCCGUAGAAAUCCACAUGAAGCACGCGUUUGUAGAGAUAGUGGGAAUCAUUAUGGUGGCUACAUUCCAUAUUGUCAUCGUUAUAAUGUUGAUCAAUAUGCUCAUUGCUAUGAUGACAAUCUCUUUUGAAGCUAUUCAUAACGACGCAGACAUCGAAUGGAAGGCCGCGAGGACAAGGUUAUGGUUAGGAUAUAUAGGGGAAGGAUCUACUCUCCCCAUCCCAUUUAACUUAAUACCCAGCCCCAAAUGGUUGUUUUAUCUCUUCGCCUGCAAGAAAUGCGAGGCACCUAGUGAAAAGAAAGAAAUAGAGAAAAGCAACGAGGAUUAUGAAGGCAUCAUGGAAACUCUUAAAGAAAGGUUCAAAAAGAAAGCUGAAGAGGAGCAGAAAAAACAUGGCUUGACAUCCACCCGGACGGCGGGACCUACAGCCAAAGGGACAGCGGGAUGAUGAAGACAUCAGCAAAUGGAACGUCGGGAUGGUGAAGACAUGAACCAGUGAAACAGCGGUUGAUGACUGCAUCACAUUCUUUAUUGCCAUUGCUUAAGCGCGUUUACGUAUUAUUCGUACAUAACGAUCCAUUUUAGUUUACAAACAAUUAAUUUGUUUCUACCGGUAUAAAUGUGGUCCCUCUAAAAGAUAAUUAUAACUGUAGUGAUAUAAUCCUGCAUUGUUCGUAUUAACACGCAUUCGUCGUGCAUUUACUUCAUUGCCUGGUUUAUACCUUAGUGUAUAUAAUGAGUAUAGAGUAGUCACAGUAUUAGCAUUAGAACAUAUCUGCUUUUUAUAUAAAAGUAAAAAAAAGAAAGAAAAAAAAGCUCAGUCACUGAAAGUAAAGCUUUUAUAUGCGGAAUUUUCCUAACCGGUUUUUAAUUACACUUGUUAAUAUAGUGAACAUGUAUAGCUACUUUCUAUACAACCGUUUCGUCUCAUUUUUUUCAAUGUUUUUAGCGGGUGAACAUGUGUAGGGUGUGUAUGUUUUGAUUGAGAUGUUAAGGGGUUCAAAGUGUUUAGCUGCCUAACAUGUUUUGCACCGGGGGCUCUGCAUGGAUCCGUGGGAAAUAUGAAAAAAAAGUAACUACAUCA
Messenger RNA from Lingula anatina, 1564 nucleotides. Its product is annotated as short transient receptor potential channel 6-like. The record is from RefSeq and is a predicted model, not a curated record. Gene Ontology annotation, biological process: calcium ion transmembrane transport; regulation of cytosolic calcium ion concentration. Gene Ontology annotation, cellular component: plasma membrane; cation channel complex. Gene Ontology annotation, molecular function: inositol 1,4,5 trisphosphate binding; store-operated calcium channel activity. Lineage: Eukaryota; Metazoa; Brachiopoda; Lingulata; Lingulida; Lingulidae.